GUAUGAGCGAGUGCGUGAAAAAACGAAUUCAGUAAUCAAGAGAAUAACCGACAACAAUAAUAAAUCAAUUAUCAACAAAUUAACCGAAGUAACAAAAACCGGGAAUAAUGAGUGACGACGAGAGUUCGAGCAGUAGUGAUGAUUAUCUUGUUGCACCUGACAAGAUCAACCUGGACAGUGAAUUUUUUUCGCAGUCAACAUCGAGAAAACCUAACCCCACGCCGGAUUGUCCAUCCUCCAGUGAUUCUGAUGACUUCGAAGAAGAAAGGAAGGAUACGUCGGUGCUGUUGGCAGAGGUCAUGAGGAACCUGGAGAAAGCCAAAAGCCGUCCAGAUAUGUUAGCUGUGCCCUCUAAGACCUCUACCCCAGGGAAGAAAUCCCAGCAGGAUCUGGCAGAUGAGGUGAAUGCCUUGCUGGCAGAUGAGAUAAAUGCCUUAGGAGGAGGAGAGAGUGGCCUUGGAGUCAGUUUAGAGACAGAUAAUGAUGACGAUGAUGAGAAGAAUGUUUCAGAAGAGUCCAAGCACACGAUCCCCAAGGACGGCAUCACCAUUACAAUUCCAGGUACAGAGAUGCUCUUCAAUCGGAGGAAGAAACGAGGGAUUGACCUGGAGGCCGAACUUGUCAAGAAGAUGAACCAGAGGUUGAGAUCCAGUCAGUUGUACAUUCAUAAGGUUGGACUGCUCUGCUGGUUAGCCCAUGGUUUCCACCUGAAUCUCCAAGCGAAUGCUCCUGAGGUCCUCUCGACAGCGAUGAGUCUAGUGCCCCAAGAGAUCUGUCCUGAUGGCCGAGUGGAUCUCAAGUACCUGGAGGGCUUCACCAAGUGGUUUAAGAGGGUAAUUAAAGUUGAAUUAAAUAAAGAGGACCAUGGGGUCACCAAGGAGAUGCUCCUAGAGAGGAUGAGGAAGAAGACAGCUCACAAUCACAGGGAACUUGUACUGAUUUACAUAGCGACACUCAGGGCUAUUGGACUGAAUUGCAGGUUGAUUGUCUCUUUGUGCCCUCCAGCCAUGAAGGUGACCAGGGAUCAGCUGUUUCAGGUUCCUGACAGGUCCAAGAACGAGGGUAAAGGGGAAAAGGCACAGAUUUUGAAGAAAGAGGGAUCAGGUGUGAAUAAAUCAGAGAAAAAAGAAGAAAACCCGAAGAGACACGGAUCAACGGAGGGCAAAGUAAAAAGCGAGGAUAAGAAACAAGUGAAAUCACUGAAAAAGGGACAGUGGAACUUGAGGAAGAAGGAUGGGUCCCAAGAGGAGAGGAAGCUCUCGCCCUCCAAGAUCAUUCCUGAGAACAGCUGUGCAGGGGAUUCCGCUGCCAAGAACGCGGCCAAGAAAAAGGCAGUUCAAGUGUUUCUCGCCAAAUUCUCGAGGGAUCCAGAUAAAAAGUCUAUCCCUGGAAUUAAACAGUUGGACGAGAAUGAUGAGGGAACAAACCAAACUCCAAUUGUGAAACGACUGCGUUCGUGGACGGGGAAUGCUACAGAGACUGAAAAAGUAGCAGCCUCAAAGGAUAUUUCUGUAAAACCUUCGUCUAAAGCUGGAAAAGCCACUUUGGAUCUCAAGAAAGUGUCUCAGAGAGUUGGGAAAAGUUCUGGGGCGACUGCCUCGGCGAAGGCUAACGUCGAACGAAGAGAGAGUGAUGAUAGCUACCUGGGGACAGACUCUGAGUCGGAAUCCGAUUCUUCUGAGCACUUCAGUCCUCCAAAGAAACGAAAGAUAGAGUCGAAGAAUUCGAAACCGGUAGAAUCAAAGAAAAAAGUCAAGACGAAAAUCAAAUCAGAGAGGGAAUCGAAUCCGAAGGCCUCUACCUCCAGGAAAUCCAGCAUUGAUCGUCGAGUGCUGUCGUCAGAUGAAGAGGAUGAAGUGAAGAAAUUCGAUGCAAGGGACACCACGUAUUUGUGGGCUGAAGUGUACGUCGAGUCUGAAGAAAGCUGGAUCAGUGUCAGUGUCCCUGAUGAGAAGAUCCACUGUGUCUCGGAAAUAUUCAAGAAGAUACCCCGACCAGUUCUCUAUAUUAUUGGAUGGAAUUCGAUGGGAACGUUGAAGGAUAUCACGAGGAGGUAUUGCCCUCACUGGCUGACGGACACCAGGAAGCAAAGGAUAGACGAGAAGUGGUGGAAGGAGAGUCUCGAAACAUGGGCUGAACGGGAAACUGCCAUUUCCAGGGCUGAGGAUGAAAUGCUUCUCCAGAAGGAGCUCGAGCAGCCCCUGCCCAAAACUCUCACCGAGUGCAAGGGACAUCCUCUCUAUGUCGUGCAAAGGCAUCUGCUGAAGUUCGAGGCACUUUAUCCACCUGACUGCGUUCCUCUGGGGCAUCUCAAAACUGGGGAUGCUAUCUACUCUCGUCACUGCGUCCACACCCUUCGCUCCAGAGAGACAUGGCACAAGGAGGCUAGAGUCGUUAAACCUGCCUCAGAGGCUUACAAAAUUGUUAAAGCCAUGCCCAAAUGGGAUAAGUUCACAGGACAAAGGAUGAAGGAUCAACCCUUGGAAUUAUUCGGACAAUGGCAAACGACUCCUUAUAUACCACCGGAAGUCAAGGAUGGUGUCAUACCACGUAAUGAAUAUGGAAAUGUUGAUCUCUUUAAACAGUGUAUGCUGCCUAAGGGUGCUGUUCAUAUCGAUCUUCCAGGAUUAAACAGAAUAGCAAAAAAGUUGCACAUCGAUUGUGCCCCAGCAUGUGUGGGAUUUAAUUUUGGGUGCAGAGGGGCUCUCCCAGCGUUCGAGGGUUUUGUCGUGGCAGAGGAGCACGAGGACACCCUCCGAGAGGCCUGGGAAGAGGAGCAAAUAGCCGCAGCCAAAAGAGCAAAGGAAAAACGAGAGAAAAGAAUCUGGGGCAACUGGAGGAAGCUCAUCCGCGGAUUGAUGAUCAAGCAACGAUUGGCAGUCAAGUAUGACCUUGGGGCUGACGAUCAUGCUGAGGAUAACGUGAGGGGUGAGUCCUCAGAACCAGCUGUCAAACGUAAGAAAAAGGGCGACAAAAAGCCGUAGAAUAGAGUGGAAAAAAAGGUGAAAUGUCUUUUAUGAAAGAAAGUGGCGGAUAAGUAUUUCUGAUUAUUCCUGAACAAUUGUGUGAUAUUUUGUACUAGUAUUGUUACCUGUUAGGAAAAAUGAACAAAUCAACAGAAAGUUGGAAUGUACUUGCAUGGAUUUUUAUCAAACACUUAUUAUGUAGCAAAACGUUGAGCGUUUGUUGUAUCUCGUUUAUAUUUAUUUAAACUUUAACAUUUAAUGUCACCGGUCGCAGUACGUCUACAUGAUGACAAAAUAUUUACCUAUUGUUCUUCGUUCUAGACAUGCUCUAUUGAAGAAUUUAAUAUUGAGCCUUACAAUUGGAUAGGUUUUCAGUCAACAGAGAAUGAUAAUAUAUUUUUCCUCAUUUACUCAACGAGUUAUAUAAUAAAUUUAUACUUUUCUUUACAGUCUGAAAAUCUAGGGUCCGGUUGUAUCAUAUUUCUCACGCUAUUCAGAUUUUUGCAAUAUUCUUGUUACAAAUAUGCAUCAAGCACAAUUUCAACGUGCAACACGUGAGAAUUUGGAAUUGAUAUUCUCAAAAGAAUUUAUGAAUUCGCGGAAUACAAAAAAUUGUAGAAAAAACAAUGAAGCACGUGUUUGAAAGAUGAUAGAACCCGACCUUAAAAGUUAUUUCAUCGGUUCAUGCUACAUCCAAAUCAAAAAAAGUACGAUAAAAAUACUUUACGUAUAUUCCCUGCAUCUAAUUGAAAUUUCCUACAUCCAGUAUAUCAAUCCAUCAGUCUAUUUCAGAGAAUAAUUCCCGUUAAUCACUCGUAUCAGUUCAAAGUCACAUCCACUCGACUCGCCUCGUAAUCUCCAUAAAAAAGAAAUAAAUCAAAUUCUUGACUAAAUCACAGAGGUGAAAAUUGCACAUAAUAACUUCCUUCCUGAAAUUAAUGGAAAUUAAGAGUGAAGUCCUUAAAAUAAAAAAAAAA
Fopius arisanus is the source of this 3943-nucleotide messenger RNA. RefSeq names its product DNA repair protein complementing XP-C cells homolog (gene Xpc). Gene Ontology annotation, biological process: mismatch repair; nucleotide-excision repair. The transcript has 3 exons. The record is from RefSeq and is a predicted model, not a curated record. Gene Ontology annotation, cellular component: XPC complex; nucleotide-excision repair factor 2 complex; cytoplasm. Gene Ontology annotation, molecular function: damaged DNA binding; single-stranded DNA binding. Lineage: Eukaryota; Metazoa; Arthropoda; Insecta; Hymenoptera; Braconidae. The coding region runs from base 108 to 2984 and encodes 958 amino acids.